AUGUGUCGCGUGCGGUGCUCCGAACAGCUGAGCGGUACUAACGUUCAUCCGAAUAAAGAAAACAGCUUACGUCAAACUGUGAUUCUUAUUCCGAAACAGCGUAGCGAUCCGUGGGUGAACGCCUCCGCAAUUCUGCCGUCGAUGUCUGCCGGUGCCAUCUUUGCCGUCGCCAUGACGUCGUUCGUCAUCGCCAUCGACCGUCUGCAAGCCGCCGUCGCGUAUCCGAUCUGCUCGAUGGCGCCUGGUUUGGUCGUCUCACUGUGGAGCAUACUGUAUUUCAGAGAAAUUACGGGUCGCCGUAACCUGGUGCUGCUGUCGUUCGCUUAUGGCCUUACUCUAAUCGGGGUAGCGUUCGUGACGAUCUCCAAGGAAGUGUCGUUGUCUGGAUGA
Messenger RNA from Angiostrongylus costaricensis, 390 nucleotides. The record is from the annotation of a GenBank genome assembly. NCBI's taxonomy places the organism in Eukaryota, Metazoa, Nematoda, Chromadorea, Rhabditida, Metastrongylidae.